AUGGCACCAACCACAAAGUCUUCCAAGGGCAAGGGCAAGGUCACCCACAAGUUCAUCAUCAACGCCUCGCAACCGGCCAGCGACAAGAUCUUCGACAUCUCCGCCUUCGAGAAGUUCCUCCAGGACAAGAUCAAGGUCGACGGUCGCGUGGGCAACCUCGGCGACGUCGUUCAGAUCUCUCAGGUCGGGGAUGGAAAAAUUGAGGUGAUUGCGCACACCCAGUUCUCGGGUCGCUACCUCAAGUACUUGUAUGCUGUCCCUUUUCUUCUCCACGCUCCCCUGCACAUCCCAUCAAGACGAGAGGAUUCUGCUGCAAUGCACACGAAUAUAGGGGUUGGUGCUGAUGUGUACGAUGACAGGACCAAGAAGUUCCUCAAGAAACAGCAACUCCGCGACUGGCUCCGCGUCGUCUCGACCUCCAAGGGUGUUUACGAGCUCCGCUUCUUCAACGUCGUUAACGAUGCUGAUGAGGACGAUGACGAGUAA
Drepanopeziza brunnea f. sp. 'multigermtubi' MB_m1 is the source of this 486-nucleotide messenger RNA. The record is from RefSeq and is a predicted model, not a curated record. NCBI's taxonomy places the organism in Eukaryota, Fungi, Ascomycota, Leotiomycetes, Helotiales, Drepanopezizaceae.